GGCUCCGGUGACUGCCCCCCUCGGCCCUACUCGGGAAGGGAACGAGCGGCACGAAAAAAAAAGAAAAAACACACGGCGCCUAGAAUGACAUAGAAGCGGCUCGAGCGCGCGCGAGAGACCGGAGAGACCGGGAGCGAGAGAACUGCGCUCGUGCGGAGGAGGAUCACUACAGCGACACGUCUGAGGAACGACGCGGCGGAGAGAAGAACAAUGCUGAUUAAAGAAUUUCGAGUGAUCCUGCCCAUUUCUGUGGAGGAGUACCAGGUAGGUCAGCUGUACUCAGUAGCAGAGGCCAGUAAGAAUGAGACGGGUGGAGGAGAGGGAGUGGAGGUGCUAAAGAACGAACCAUACGAGAAAGAUGGAGAGAAAGGCCAGUACACACACAAAAUCUACCACCUUCAGAGUAAAGUCCCGUCUUUUGUGCGAAUGCUGGCACCAUCAUCAGCUCUCAACAUCCACGAGAAAGCCUGGAAUGCUUACCCUUACUGCCGCACAGUCAUCACAAACGAGUACAUGAAAGAGAACUUCCUCAUCAAGAUAGAGACAUGGCAUAAACCUGACAUGGGUCAUCAGGAGAAUGUUCAUGGUUUGGACCCCGACACUUGGAAGAAGGUGGAUGUGGUGUAUAUUGACAUUGGUGACAGGACUCAAGUUGAACCCAAGGAUUACAAACCGGAGGAAGACCCUGCCAGGUUCAAAUCUGCCAAGACUGGCCGAGGGCCUCUGGGCCAUGACUGGAAGAAAGAACUCCCUAAAAAAACAGACUGUCCACACAUGUGUGCCUACAAACUGGUUACAGUCAAGUUCAAGUGGUGGGGGCUGCAAAACAAAGUGGAGAACUUCAUUCAGAAGCAAGAGAAGCGCUUGUUCACAAAUUUCCACCGGCAGCUCUUCUGCUGGAUUGAUAAAUGGAUCGAGCUGAACAUGGACGACAUUCGCAGGAUGGAGGAGGAGACCAGGAAGGAGCUGGAUGAGAUGAGAGUGAAGGACCCUGUAAAAGGGAUGGUGGCUCUAGAGGAUUGAAGACUUUGUGUAUAGCUGAAGUGUGCUGCUGUUUGUGUUGGUGUGUAAACGGAGGUGCCGGACGCAUUGCCGUAUUGUGACCCUAUAGGCUCCCCUGUUGUCACUCAUUAGAAGAAUCCCUUCAACUAUUCAUCAUAAAUGACUUUGAUCUACUACUAAUCGCUGUUACUGGCCUAAUAUUACACAAUUCUGAAAACAAGUUUUUAAAUCUCUCCCAAGGCCUUUGUAUUUUAGAUCCCAUUUUAUAGUAAUCCACCUCUCACACAGUCUUUCUCUCUCACUGUCUCUCUCUCUGUCUAUCUCUCGCUCUCAGUUCUCUGUUAAUACUACUAGUAAACACCAGCGGCAUCAACCGUAAAAUCAGGAAAAAACAAGAUAGUUUAGUAAAGGAUGACUAAAUGAACGUUUAAAUGAAUGUACAUUCCCUUUACCCUAUCACUAAAAGCAAUACAGGGAUACCACUCAUGUAGGUCUUUAACCAUGUGUAAUAAAAAAAAACACACACAAACAAAAAAAGGAGUGUGUUUUAGGAUUAUUUCUAUGUAAAAUCAGAAGAUAUAUAUACAUAUACAUUAAAUAUACAUAUACUAAUGUUGUUAAAGAAUGAAAAACUGCAAAAAUAGAGAAUAAAGAGUGAAGGAGGUUUCUGCAUAGCGGUUUUCCCAUAUGAACACACUGGAAAAUGUCCAGAGAAUCAGGUACAGAAAUUAUCCAGAAUUCCCGUUCACACAUGUAGCGCACAGCUGGGGAGUUUCUAUGUCAUUCACAUUCUAUACUUCAUACUACAGGACCUGUUCCUGUGUAGCACCUGCAGUGGGCAUGGUAUUAUGCAAUAAAAGUACCCUGUGGGAAUAGCAUAGAACUAGGCCUGUCAUGAUAACUAUUUUAUUUGGAGAAUAUGUAUUCUCAGAAAUACUUGUAAAAAAAAAAGAUGUAAUUAUAAGACUAUGUUAAGGCUAUUUUAUGCCAAUGUGCUACUGAUAUAAUUAUAAUUGAAUUUCACUCAUGUUUAAAAAAGCAUUAUAUUUUUACUUUAAAGAAAUAAAUUAUUAUUAUUCUGAUAAUGAUCCAUAUACGUAUAUACAGAUCUGAUAAACAUUGUAAAACACCCCUAUUUUUUUUUUCAUUUAUUUGUGCCGUUUAAAAAGGUUAAAAAGGUAGUUUAGUUUAAGAAAAUAGUGUUAUAUAACAUAAAAGCAUGGGACUUUAUCCUACUCCUUCAAAAGAGUUUUGGGAACUGGAGAAAACUGCUACAGGAAGAUUCACCUCUGGCUGACCCACAUGGCAACAGCACCUUCAGCUCAGCUUAAGCUUAACUGGACUUAGUUAAGCUUAACUGGACUCAGUUUUAGCAGUGAAAUGAAUAAAGAAUUAGAAGUCUGACAGGUGAAGUAAAAUUAUUGCUAACAUGAGAAAAUAAAAAACUAGCUUGUCUGGGCCAUAAAGCCCUGCUACCGAUCUACAAAAGAAAUAGAGGAAAUGACAUAAACUAGAUAAACUGGUAAUGAACUGGUAAACUGAUCUGAACAUAGAGCUCCUCCUGGUAAUGUCCUAUAUGCUUAAUUUAAAAAAAUAUCAAAUUAAGCACUUUUUCACUGUUUAACAUAAUUUGAAUCUGUUCCAUAUGUAGUUAAGAACAUUUGUGAAUAACGGACCAACAGAGGAAUAAAAUCUUUAAUCUAUAACUUCCAUUACAGGUUCUGUAAAGUUGAUAUUUUGGAGAUACAAGUUUUUUGCAUUAAAGUGAUAUCCAUGUGUCUAUCUGUAUACAUAUACAGAGAGAGAGAGAGGAGUCGAGAGAUGUUGUGAGAUCUGUGUGCACAGGUUUUUUCAGUGAUUAAUGAUUAUUAUGAUUAUUAUGGUCGUUCCUAAAUGUCUGUUUUGCGGACCAAGCCGACUCUCCUCAGUGUACCGUUUCAAUCUCGUGACUGUCGUUAUUAUUAUUUGUCGUUUUUUAUUUGAUUUUUUUUGUUUGUUUUAUCGUUUAUUUCAUUCGUCUGAUUUUUGCUGUAUCUCCACAUUAGUUUAAGAUCUUAUUUGAGGAGUGGGCAGUGUGUAUAAUACAGGCAGUGGAGAAAGUAACAUUGUGAGAACAUUGUACUCAUUGUUCUGUGCCUUCCUGAGCUGCAGAACUCCCUACAGGGUUAACAACAUGUCCUCCGCCUCUCAGAGCGAGUAUCGAUCUAUACAUUCAAUUAAUUCUUUUUUUUCUCUCAUUUAAUCGCUUUAUGUGCUUUUCUGGCCUGUGAUUCGGGUGUACGUUUUUUUUUUCCACACACUCUUUCUUGUUUUGCCCUCUGUGUACAGAAUUACUGCUUAGUCAUCCACUCAUGCUCCAGCUUUACUGUCAGCGGUUGUCACAUUCCCCGUGUUCCUGCCUGUGUGUUCUCAGGAGUGUUAAAGAGGUUUGAGGGCAGCUCAGAACAUGAAAUAUUUUCUUCUUUAUAGUAUAUGUAAUUAUAUAUUGUUAAAAAAGUAAAUAUAUCAAAUAUAUUGUCCUUAUAUUCCAAAGUAGAGUAUAAAUAUAUUGUAAUAUACUUUGUGUAUAUUGCAUUUGGGGUUUAUUUUGUUUGUUUCUUUUCUUCCUGUUUUUAUUCUGUAUGGGCUGGUUCUUGACCCUCUGUGUGUGUGUGUGUGUGUGUGUACUCUACCAGCUUGUGUAAUUAGUGGUGUGAAUGCAUUUGUGUGAGCCACCUUUGUCCAGUAUCGAGCCGUAAUAUUUUGAGCAGACUAACGAAAUGAAAGUCUGUGAAGAAAGAUGGAGCACAGAAAAAAAGCACUUUUUUUUUUUUUUUCUAUUUUUGGUUUAAAAAAAAGGUAAUUUUUUAAAAUAUAAAUUAGGUAUACACUAACUGUCAAGCUGUUCCAUAUGCAUUGACAUUGAGUAGAGCUGUUUACGUGUGUAAAAAGGACCCUUAGGGAAAAUUGAGCAAGGGGACCUCGUGCUUUAUUAAAAUAAAUAAAUAUAUUUAAAGUGAUAUAAAUAUAGUGUUGCCAUUAUAACAUGCACCCCAGUCCCUAUUACAUAUAUAUUUACAUUUGGAGAAUAAGCUGCACUUUCUAUGAUGUCACCACCUAUUCAGCCUACCACAGUCUAGCGCCACCCACUUAUACUGCCGUUCUCAUUCAUAAGUGCAGUAAGGGCAGCCAAUCAGAAUAGACUUCUUUUAUGUUCUAUCCUUGUUUAAGAUGCAGUGAAUUAACUGCCUAUUGAAUUUUAAGAAUUCUAUAUUUUGACCAAUUUCAAAGCAUUAAAAAGUCAUUGAAACAGUACAAGGGGACCUCAUGGGAAAAUAUAAUAUACAGGAACAAUGUAGGAAACACCCCCUUUAAAUUAUAGAUGACCACAUGAGUAUCAUCUACAGCAAGAAAGCUGUAUAUCAAUAAUGGCUGAGCUAUAUUUAGCGACCCUUUAUCUAUUGAUUGUUAACUGAGCGUAAUAAGACAUCCAUACAGCUCUCACUUACCUUCUGUAGAUAUGUUACAUCAUAUUAUCCUAUUUUUUCCCUACACCAUUUUGGACAUUUCAUAAUGAUUGAUCCAACAGAAAUCGUCCAAAAUUCUAUUUGACAUUAACUUAAGAAUGAUUUUGCUUUAGACAGUAAAGUUACCUAUUAAAAGCUAUUUUUCUUUUUUAUUAUUAUUAAAAUGAUAUUAUGUAAUUAAGGUAAAUUCUUCUUUUAGUAAUGUUUGGAUUGUCAAUUUAAAUACAGAAAACUUUAGUUUUUUAUUACUUUCUGCUAAUCUAAAAAAUUAUAAAUUUUUGCUGUGACAAUCAUAUUUUACUUUUUUAUUGUGCUAAUUCAGUUAAUAGUAAACUAAUUAGAAGGUACACGAGCUGCAUAGACAUUAUAAUACACUUACAUAAUAACCAAUAGCAGGGUGUGAAGUGGGUCAGUACCAAAUCAAAGGUUAAAUUAACAAUUUGACAUAUUUUAGAAGUACUGAUAAAAUCUGAUAAGAAACUCAUGAAUAGUUUAUGUUUGAUUCAAAUAUAUGAUUUUUCUGCUUGUUCUGGUUACUGUGCUUGUGCAUGUCUCCACAUUGAGUGGGGCUUCUAUCUGUAAACAUAUGCCAUGCUGAGCUUUACAAGAAUUCAUAUUUCAAAAAAAUAUAUAUAUAGUGAAACUAAGAAAUGAUGAAGCUCAGGAUGAUAUCUGCAGUAAGAAUGUUUUGAUAUACAGUAUUCCUACUACAUAAUUGUUGUACUCUACUUGUCUACAAGUAGAAAAAUGUAAAGGUUAUAGAGUCUUGCUCAAGGCAGUGUUGUUAGCCGCUAUGCUAUCACAAGACGCUAACAGCUUAGAAGCCGAUACUUAUGGAACAGCUCUGACCUUUGGUUGAAUGACAGAUGUAUACCUAAUUUAAUAUUUAAAAAAAAAUGGCCAUCUAUGUAAUGUAUAACAGUUUUUAAUUAUUUUUCCCCUACUGUCUGAUCAUCAUGGUGCUCUGAGAACAAUGCUAACUGCUAAUGAUGCUAAUGUUAUUUGCCAGGCGAUGUAGUGAAAGUUUUUGUUCAUUUUCUAUUCUGGGGAAUUCUUCAGUGCUACGCUAGGUAGCAACCCCGCCCAUCCAUUCUCACACUCUUCUAAUGAAUAAAGGGAACUUUUAUCCAAGUUUUAGCAAUAAUGCUCACGUUCCCGUCUCAUCUUCCGGCCUCUUUAUCGAUAAUCACGAAACUCACUUCUGUGUUAGUGAAUUAGCCAUACCGUUCUCCGAAUGUUGCUUAGUGUAACCCAUGCUAGAGCCCUUUCAGGGAGUAGGGAUUCGCUUAUGAGUUUUGAGUAUGAGAAUGGGUUUUCUAUAUAAGGCGACGUGUGUGUAAGUGUGUAUGGGGUGGUCUUAUUAGUCUUCAUAUGUAUGAGGUACUUUUGGUGUAGAAUGGAUGUUUGCCCCUGCCCAUUCUAGCAGCCGAUGCCCACCAUUCUUUCCCUGCGUAGCGGAACAGCUGAGCUGGCUUUCCACUUGCUGGCUUUGUCAUUAACAAACACUGUACAAAACCCAUCAGCAAUACUCCACUGCUGCGUCUGCCCAGUCAUGGAGAUGUAUGGAUGUAUGUAUUGAACUGUACAUAGUAUAUAAAUAUAUGUAGAUGAACACACAUAUAUAUAUAGGUCAGACUGUCCUGCCAAACCGUCAGCACACAACCCCAGAACCCUUAGAGCCCUAUUUGAGUGACCGCUGUGAUGGGGAUGUAAGUUUAAUGUGAAACUGCUUCAAUGAUUCUGAUGCUGAUGCUGCUGUAGCUGUUUUAGCUGUAGCUGUUUUAGCUGUGGCUGUUUUAGCUGUGGCUGUGCUUGCUUAACUUAGCGCCCAUCGAUACACACUGUGGCUCGAGUGGCUGCUAAACACACUGAUUUAGCAUCAGUUCCACAGAGACAGCAGAUUGCCACAGUCAAUAAUAUUGCCCUGUCUAAUGUGGUUUCUAUUGAUGUCACGUCAACAGCUGGGAAUUGUCUCCUCUGUCCUGCUUUUAGAAACAGGGAUUGGUGUAAAUUAAAGACUGAUCAAAUACUAAAGAGGAACAUCAGUGUUUUUACAUCUGUAGAGAUUGGUCAAUUACCAUGGAAAAUAAGUUACAUAAUGCAGGUACCCAGAUAACAUUCCCAUGUGGGGUGAGUGUGGGUAGCCCAGGCUUUGUUUACAGGAUCCAUGUGGGCCCCACAUGUGGUUGCACUUGGGCUUAGAUGGGACCCAUUCAAAAAUAAGAUGCGCUGUAAUUAUGGAGCCUAUUUGGAAAGCCUAACUGGGUCCCAGUAACAAGGCAUGUACAGUACAAACUCAAGCAGAGCCCAUUGCUACCUGGAACCCAGCUAGCUCAUGCUUCCCACAAGUAAGCUUCACUUGAGCAUGUUGGAUGGGUAAUGGCAUACCAUGACUUUUUUAUGCAUAGCUGGACACAAUCUUCUAAAGCAUCAAAAUUCCAUUAAAUUCCAGUCAAAUUUUAAAGGAUUAAAUGUGCCAGUUUAUGUUAUGCACCUUUCACACCUACUAUUUUAGUUUGGACCACACUGAAGAAACAAGUCCAUGUGUGAAAACCAGUUGUACAAGAUGUACAGUAAUUUGUACUCCCUUAAACAAACUCCGCCCCCACCACAGCUGCCCCCCCACCCAGCCCUGGCUCCGUCCCUUUGGCAGGAUGGUAUCUAAAUAUAUUUUUGUUCUAACUGUCGUUGUACCUGCAGUUUGUCGUCAGUCUCUGAGCUCUGCUGGUCUUCUCUUUUCUAAUGGCGGCUCACGCUCUAAGGCUCUUUUGAAAGCUUUGGUAGAAGUCUGCACUUUGUCCUGCUGGUCUGAGAGAACCUUUAUUCUCAGGGUCCAGACAUGAGAAAUGGGGCCAAAGCCAGCGUGAAAUGGCCAGCUUCUAACCACAGGCCUAAGAGCAGAUUAUAACAGGUGGCUUAAGAGCAGAGUAUCAGAUGAAGGGGUUACUUUGCCUAUACAUAAAGCAGAUCAUGGCGCAGAGACUUUCUCAUAGCUAUGUUGUUCUUAGACUCCACAUUUUGUCGUCGGAUUUACAAAAUCGAUUAUUCCGAACUAGAACUGGUUCAUUUUAACCAUUUUUGUUUGUUUGUUUGUUUGUUAGUUUGAUGUCACUUCCUUCCUUGUCAUCUGUUUUUGUUUCUUUUACUGUGAAUUUGUGCCUUUUGUCAUUUAAACUUCCAAUAAAUCUACAUUGGAGAUGUGGGAAAAAAAUCAAACCUGAAAAAUAA
This is a messenger RNA of Astyanax mexicanus (Mexican tetra), 7736 nucleotides long. RefSeq names its product phosphatidylinositol transfer protein, alpha b (gene pitpnab). The coding region runs from base 211 to 1023 and encodes 270 amino acids. NCBI's taxonomy places the organism in Eukaryota, Metazoa, Chordata, Actinopteri, Characiformes, Acestrorhamphidae. Gene Ontology annotation, biological process: phospholipid transport. Gene Ontology annotation, molecular function: phosphatidylinositol binding; phosphatidylcholine binding; phosphatidylinositol transfer activity. Gene Ontology annotation, cellular component: cytoplasm. The record is from RefSeq and is a predicted model, not a curated record. The transcript is spliced from 11 exons.